UAUUAUAAGCAAUAAGAGGUAUCUAGCAAGACAUUAUUGCCCCCAGAUUAUAAGUUAAGAUGUUUGCAUCGUCGAAACCUUUCCACGACUCAUACUCGGUGUAACUGUAUCCCUUUGUAUCAAUGUCUACACUUAAAAAAUCAUUCUGGAGAGUGAGUGGUAAGAAGACGAAGAAGAAGGUUCCCACGAGUCCCAAGAAGAAAGGGAAUGAAGAUGAGACUACGAAGGAGACUAGCUUGGAAACUGAUGCUGCUGCGGAACUGAAGGGGAAGGAGAAGGCUCAGACCUCUUCCUCCACGUCUGAGAAUUCGCCCCAACAGGUUGAGGAGGUUGUAGACUCUGUUGCUCAGGUGGGGAUAACUUCUGCUCUAGUGACCCCCCAUGUGCUCGAUGAAAUGCCUCAAUCAGACAAGAUUACUCCUAAACCUACUACCUUUGCUGACUUAUUCAAAGGUAAUAGGGACCCUGACCAAGGUAUGACGCUGAAACACUACGAUGUUGGCGAAGGUGUCCUCCGCAUUCCAGACUCUAUUAUCAAACCAGUGGAAGACAUUUGGGGCUUUUGUCUUGUGGUCUGCUUCACUGGGCGUUUCCCUGGGCUUAAGGCUGUUGAUGCCAUUGUCAAAAGCUGUAAUACUCCUUGUAGAAUCAUACCCCAUUGCAAGGGUUGGGUGGUGCUCAAAUUUGAGAAUGAUAAGGACCGGUAUGAAGUGCUUGGUAUGGAACGAAGCAAAGCUUAUGGAAAAGAGUUUAGAUUGAAAAUUCCCUCUCAUGGAUUCAUGUUUGACUUUGCUGAGUUCACCACAUUGCCUGUCUGGAUUCAACUACAUAAUGUCCCAAUGCAACUGUGGUCAGAAGAGGGUAUUGGAAUGCUGGCUUCCAAAGUGGGUAAACCUCUUCGUACAGAUUUGGUAACUAAACAACUGGGGAAAAGCGGCUUUUGUAGGGUUCUUGUUGAGGUGGAUUUCUCCCAAGAACCUGUAACAAAGUUUGAGGUGGAAUGCAUGGGAAAAACCUAUGUCCAGACAGUGGUAUUUGAGGAGGAGCCUCGGUACUGUUUCCACUGCCUCACAUGGAAUCAUAGCCCAUUCAACUGCAGGGCUUUGGAACUGAUUAAGAAGAAGGAAUUGGACAAGCCAGUGGUGCAAACAAAGCUUGUUUCUAAGGAGUGGGUUCCUAUUGGCAAGAGCAAAGGAGUUGGAGGCCAUAUAGAACCAAAAGGGGGAUCUAUUCCUUCUUCUUCACACACUUCCAAGAACUUGGAAGAACCUCACACUGUUGGUGUUGGUGUUUUGAGUAAAGUACCUGUUGGAACUGGGGUUGGUGGGGCUGGCUUGGAAAACAGAAAGAAGAAAGUGCAGGAGGGUGCUCCUGUUGCCAAGCUGGAGGGUUUUGUGAAUGCCAAGCUACCCUCCUGGAAAGGGUCAUUUUUCACUUGGCACAAAGGGAACAAAUUUGCAAAAUUGGACAGAGUGCUCAUCAACAACAGAUGGGGUGACAAUGGUUGGGUUCCAAGCUGUGAUUUCCUGGAUUUUAAUAUGAUUUCUGAUCAUUGCCCCUUGUUGUUUCAAUGUGGCAGCCCCUCUCCUAGAAGAAGCAAGCCUUUUAGAUUCUUUAACAUGUGGAUCAAGCAUGAGACCUUUCAGGGUCUAGUCCUCCAGUAUUGGCAACCUCCUGUUCUGGGAUCAAAGCAGUUCUCUCUUUGUUCCAAAUUGAAGCGGCUUAAACAUCCCUUGAAGUCUCUCAACAACAACUCCUUUAGUCACAUAUCUAACAGGGCCAAGGAAGCUAAACAGGCUUACUUUGAUGUGAUGAAGGAGCUUAUGAUAAACCCUAAUGAUCAAGCUCUUCUGGACAAUGCUGAAAUCAAGCGAAAGCAGGCCAACUUCUUCCUUGAUGCUGAGCUAGAGUUCUACCAACAAAAGGCUAAAUGUGACUUUCUCAUGAAGGCUGAUAAGUGUACCAGCUACUUCCAUUCUCUGGUUAACAAGAAUAGAAGGAAGAAUGCAAUUCCCUUCUUGGUUAAAGGGGAUGGAUCCAAAACCACCUCCUUAAAAGAAGUUUCCGACUGCUUUUUGGAGUACUAUACAGCUCUUUUUGGGAAUGCCUCCAAUGUGGAACCCAUCAACCAUGAAUUUUUAACCACUGGACCCUCUGUCCCUGCCUCUGCUUACUCAUCCCUCCUGGCUACUGUUACAAUGGAGGAGGUUCGUCGGGUGGUUUAUGAAAUUGGCAGUGACAAGGCACCAGGACCAGAUGGGUAUACUGCUGCCUUCUUCAAGACCCAGUGGGAUAUUGUUGGGCAGGAUGUCUAUGGGGCUGUUCUGGAAUUCUUCAACACCGGGAAGCUCCUAAAACAGUUGAACCAUGCUAUGAUUGUUUUGAUCCCUAAAACAACACAUAAUCCUUCUGGAAGAUCACUUGUGGAUAAUUUCCUCCUAGCCCAACACUUGGUUAGAGAUUAUGCAGUGAAAAGAUCUGUCCCUAGUUGCAUGAUUAAAUUGGACAUCACUAAGGCUUAUGACACGGUUUCUUGGAGGUUCUUGGAGGCAGUUAUGGUUGGCCUGGGGUUUCCUACUAGAUUCAUUUCUCUUAUUAUGGAAUGUGUAACCACAGCUUCAUAUUCUAUCAUGGUAAAUGGUGAGGGUCAUGGCUUUUUCAAGAGUAAGAGGGGUUUGAGACAGGGUGAUCCAAUGGCACCAACUCUUUUUCUCUUUUGCAUCGAGUACUUCUCUAGAAUGCUCAACACUAAAGCAAAAGAGGGAGUCUUCUCUUACCAUAAGGAUUGUGCUUCACUUGGCAUCACUCACUUGGCUUUUGCAGAUGAUAUCAUGUUGUUCUCAAAGGGGGACUUCCACUCAGUGCAAACCCUUAUGCAAUCUCUGGAUCACCUCUCUAGUGUUUCUGGACUUACACUCAACCCAGCCAAAUCCAAUAUCUUCAUUGCUGGGAAAUUUAGAGACACUAGCCAGAACUUAGCUCCUUUCCCUCGCGGGCAGCUGCCAGUUAGAUAUUUGGGACUCCCUUUGGCUUCCCAAAGGAUUUCUGAAGCUGAUUUUGCACCCCUCUUUAAAACUGUUGAUGGUUUCCUCUCCAAAUGGGGGACCCUCAAACUCUCUUAUGCUGGAAAGUUGGAGUUGAUCAGGGCGGUGAUCCAAGGCGUUCAAUCCUUUUGGCUGCAGGCCUUUCCAGUUCAGAAGUAUGUCCUUCAUCGUAUUACCUCCCUAUGCCGUGACUUCCUUUGGGGUAGCAAAUUUGCCAAGGUGGCAUGGGCAGAUAUAUGCAAGCCUAAGGGAGAGGGUGGACUAGGCUUACGAGAUGCUAAUAUAUGGAACAAUGCUCUUUUAUGUAAGUUGCUUUGGAAUUUGGCAACUAAGAAGGACUCCCUUUGGGUUAAAUGGGUGCAUAAUGUUUAUAUUAAACAUGACAAUGUGUGGCUUUGGCAGCCCAAGAAAAGACACUCUGUUCUUCUCAAAAGGAUUGCAUAUGUACGAGAGCUUUUGGUACAAAAGCUUGACAACCGUAACUCCUCUUUGGAAGCGGCUUUGCAAACCUUCUGUAUUGGUGAUAACCUUAUUCCAAGCAAGGUUUAUGAUUUUCUUAGGGCAAAGACCAAUCCCAAGCCUUGGAUGGCUUUUAUCUGGCACUCAACCAUACCUCCUAAAUGCUCCUUUACGAUGUGGUUAGCAUUUAGGAGGAGGCUGCGCACAAAAACAAACUUGGAAUUCUUGGGGAUACCCAUGGAAUGCGCACUUUGUGGGGUUGAACUUGAAGAAAUUGAUCAUCUUUUCUUUGAUUGCUGGGCUUCAAAAAUAGUAUGGGGAGCCAUUAAAGAGUGGCUACGGGUGGAUGGUCAUCUCAGCACAAUUGACAGGGCUGUCCGUUGGUUAAAGGCGCCUAGGAGAGGGGAUGCCAUCUUGAAGAAGGCUAGGAAGGUGGCUCUCGCUUGCACAGUAUUUCACAUUUGGAAAUAGCGGAACGCUUGCCAGUUUGACCAGGAGCCUCUUAACGUAGAGGGUAUGAUUUCUAAAAUCAAGGUUAUGGUUUACA
Messenger RNA from Cuscuta campestris, 4050 nucleotides. The record is from the annotation of a GenBank genome assembly. Lineage: Eukaryota; Viridiplantae; Streptophyta; Magnoliopsida; Solanales; Convolvulaceae.